AUGAGUUUUGCUAUCGAGGUUCCUGGCGAAGCUAUCCCGCUCAGCCUGAACGAGCUUGGGCGCGCCUUGCAAGCUGCCACUUCUUCCUCGGACCAUGCUCAGAGACAGUCUGCUGGCCAGCAGCUCACUGCUUGGGAAUCACACAAGGACUUCUAUCCUUCACUGCAGACCGCCUUUCUCGACAAAUCCUUGCCCCAUGAAAUCCGAUUUCUUGCCAUCAUCCUCCUCAAGAAUGGCAUAGAAAAAUACUGGAGACUCACAGCCCCCAAAAACUCCAUCAAGCCUCCCGAGAAGCACCUCAUUCGUUCCCGGCUAUUUCAAGGAUCUGUUGAUGAGGAAGACCGGGCAUUUGCUCUUCACAAUGCACUGGUCAUUGCCAAGGUAGUCCGCAUCGACUAUCCCAACGACUGGCCCGAUGCCCUCCAAACCUUGAUCGACCUUGUUAGAUCUACGAGAGGGGGAAACCAAAUGCAGCUUCAUGGUGCUUUGGUCAUAAUCCACCGCGUCGUAAAGGAGCUUAGUACGGCUCGACUACGAAGAUCCCAGACAGCCCUCCAGAGUGCCACUCCAGGAUUCGUCCAACUUCUUGGAGAGAUUUACACGGAAAAGGCGGCAUAUUGGCUGGAGUUUCUGACAAAAGGCCGCGGAGACGAAGACGACGCUGAUCUGGCCAUGCAGAACAGCUUGAUAUGCCUGAAGAUACUACGCCCCCUACUUAUGGUCGGCUACGAGUACCCCCACCAGGAUCCCACCGUGCAGCAGUUCUGGUCACUCUCUCAGUCCCAAUUUGGACAGUUUCUCGGCUACGUCAGCCAUGACUCCCCAAUCCCUGCCCCAUAUCAAGAUGUUGUUGGCAAGCACCUUCUCCAGUUUGCCAAGCUGCAUCUCCAGAUGUGCGAGACACAUGCCGCCAGCUUCUCCGUCCUCCCAGACUCUAUCCCUCUGGUAAGAGCGUACUGGGAUCUCGUUGCGAACUUCGCAGAAGUGUUUGAGAAAUCAGGAGGCAUCAAACAGACCGCAGGCGAAGGCCACGGAGCCAAGUCCAAGCUAGAGGGGCCGCUCCUCGAGAGGCUAGCUCUUCGAGGCCUCUUGCUACUUAAAUGCUGUAUCGCAAUUGUCUUCCAACCGACCCAGACCUUUAAGUACAGGAGUGUUGAGGUCAAACAGCAGGAGACCGAGGCAAUAAACCGAGUGAAAACCGAGCUGCUAACAAAUGACUUUGUACUUCAAGUCGUCAACGUCAUCAUAACUCGGCUCUUCAUUUUCCGGCAGUCAGACCUCGACGCCUGGGAAGAGGAUCCCGAAGAGUGGGAGGCGCAGGAGCGUGACCAAGGGCAGGCCUGGGAGUGGGAAGUACGCCCCUGCGCAGAGCGUGUCUUGAUGCAUCUUCUCAUCCACUACAAAGAUCUGCUAAGCCAACCUCUCCUCGCCUACUUCGAAGCUACUACCAACGAGGAUUCCAGCAUUGUGACUAAGGAGGCUGUGUAUACGGCUAUGGGCUGUGCUGCUGCUACCAUUCAUGAGCUCUUCGAUUUCAAUGCCUUCCUUGCUUCGACCCUGGUCCGCGAUGCCCAGGUUCAGGAUCCACUGGCCAAACUGCUCCGCCGCAGGAUUGCCAUCUUGAUCAGCCAGUGGGUAACCAUCAAGAUUUCCUCGGCCAAUCGUCCGCUGGUCUAUGAGAUAUUCCGGCACCUUAUGGAUCCGAACGACAAGAUCAAUGAUCAAGUCGUUAGGAUUACAGCGGCCAGACAACUCAAACUGGUGGCUGACGACUUCGUGUUCGAUGGCGCCGCCUUCCUCCCUUUCGCCGCGGACACAUUCACCCGCUUGAUCAACAUCCUCGGGGAGGUCUCUCUCGAUGAGACACGGCUAGCUAUUUUGGAGACCAUCCGCGUCAUCGUUACUAGGAUGGAAACCAGCAUUUCCCAGUUUGGGGACGCGAUAAUGGCGCUGCUGCCCCGGCUUUGGGAUUCCGCUGGCAACGAAGAAUACAUGAUCAAACAGUCAGUCCUCGCCCUCGCGUCUGCUCUUGUGAUGGCGAUGAGAGGCGACUCCCAGAGAUAUCAAAGCUUCAUGGUGCCCCUAUUGGCGGAAGCCAUGAAUCCCGAGUCUGCCCUCCACCUUCAUCUUAUUGAAGAGUCGGUUGAGCUCUGGAAAUCCAUUUUGAAUCAGAGCUCGCCACCCCUCUCCGAGGACCUGAUGAAAUUGGUGCAAUUGGCUCUUCCUCUUCUCGAAUAUGAUUCAGAAGUGACGGAGGGAUGCAUGGGAGUUGUUAAGAACUACAUUAUUCUUGCCCCAGAGGCAAUCCUAAGGGAUGAUCUCCGUCGCCCGACCCUGGCAGCCGUGAUAAAGGGCCUGGAUUCGAGAAGCCGCAGCAGAAUUGGCCUUGGCACGGAGUCGAUUGAGCUGAUCAUCCGGAUGGGCGAGUUCAUUGGAGGGACGCAGGGAGUGUCGGUGGUGGUCCAGGACCUCCUCGAAUUGGGUUUCCUGCGGAAAGUCAUUGAAGGACUGCACGGGGCGUGGGAGGACCAGCAGAGCGUGGGACCCAAGAAGAGGGCGACGAGCCAGAUCAGCAACAUUCUGGAAAAGGAAUACUUCACUCUGCUGGCACGCAUAGCGUUGGCUGACCCCACCGUAUUUGUCAACAUGCUAGCAAGUUUUGGCCCUGGCAAUGCUGUCCAGCCGGUCUGGGAGUGGCUGGGCUCGGCGUGGUUCUCCAACUUUGAUGGCAUGGCCGACAUCGACCGGCAGAAGCUUUCUUGUCUCGCACUGACUCGCCUCUGCGAACUACCGCAGCCCAUGCAAGAUCUCGUCCUCGGCAAGCUCCAGGACUACCUCUCCAUGUGGACCAGCGUGGUGAUGUCGAUGCAGGCAGGAACCGAGAGCGGUGCGGGCGACACACUAAUUUGGGACGGAAUACAAAGGUACGAUUACGAUACCCCCGUCGAUAUACUUGACCGCGAGUUCGCAGCCAAGGACCCCAUCCAUACGGUGCACACGUUCGACUUUGUGAGGGCGAGACUGCAGGACUUGGUACGGAGAGUCGGUGGCGAACAAGAGUUCCAGGCGCGCUGGGCGGUCAAUGUGGACAAGGAGGUGCUGGUAGGGUUUCAGGGCUUGAGCGAGCCGCGGCCAGCUGAGGAUUGA
Phialemonium atrogriseum is the source of this 3147-nucleotide messenger RNA. RefSeq names its product ARM repeat-containing protein. Gene Ontology annotation, cellular component: cytosol; nuclear envelope. Bases 1 to 3147 code for a protein of 1048 amino acids. Gene Ontology annotation, molecular function: small GTPase binding. Gene Ontology annotation, biological process: protein import into nucleus. The record is from RefSeq and is a predicted model, not a curated record. The transcript is spliced from 2 exons. Lineage: Eukaryota; Fungi; Ascomycota; Sordariomycetes; Cephalothecales; Cephalothecaceae.